UCUGUCUCGGGUGCGAUUUGUUUCUUUAUAAACACGUCAUUGGUUGCAGUUUAACAUAUAUAAUACGUAAAAGUAAUAUUUUAUGAUCUGAAAGAUGCUGUAAGAUGAGUGUUAGUAGUGUAAAUAAAUUUGAUUGUACGGUUUAGAUUGUGUCCGAAGUGAAAAUGAAUGGUAAAUUGCACAGUGAAACCGGUGCUUUCUCAUCUGACGGCAUGCGCGCCGAAAUAUUGAACCCUUUCGUCCAUAAAUUGGAACUAGAUAACACAUACGACAAAAUAAAGACGGCGAUAUUCACAGUCAUACUACUGCCGUUUAGGGUUAUAGUAAUAUGCUACUUGAUAGUCACCGCUUGGUUCCUUGCCUGUAUAGGUCUAUAUGGCCUCAGUGAAGAAGACUUGAGAAGAAAACCUAUGACCGGAUGGAGAAGCAAACUGCGCUUCUCCAUUCUCUCUCUCAUGCGCCUGGUGGUGGUGGCCGCUGGUUUCCACCGCAUCAAGGUGCUGGGGAAGCACCACCUGCCUGCCAACUCGCGGGACGCUCCCGUGGUGGUCAUGGCCCCACAUUCCAGCUUCUUCGAUGCCAUCGCCAUUGUCUGUCUGGGGGCUCCGAGUGUGGUCGCGAAAGCUGACACUGCAAGGCUCCCUUUCAUUGGACAACUUAUAAAUUACACUCAACCGGUAUACGUGUGGAGAGAUGACCCCAACUCGCGGCAGAAUACAAUAAAGGAGAUAAUCGAGAGAGCCACCUCGAAGGAAGACUGGCCUCAGGUGCUGAUAUUUCCUGAAGGCACGUGCACGAAUCGCUCCUGCUUGAUCACCUUCAAGCCUGGUGGUUUUUACCCGGGUGUGCCGGUACAGCCCGUCAUCAUCAGGUAUCCGAACUCCAUGGACACCGUCACCUGGACUUGGGAGGGGCCUGGAGCGCUAAAACUGUUGUGGCUGACUCUAACCCAAGUGCACAGUUCGUGCGAGAUCGAGUUCCUUCCUGUGUAUUAUCCUAAUCAAGAAGAGAAGAAUGACCCGAAGUUGUACGCGAGGAACGUGAGAGACGUAAUGGCUAAAGCACUGGGCGUCCCGGUUUUGGACUACACGUACGAUGAUUGUCGGCUCAUCGCCCGAGCCAAGCAGCUUGGUAUACCCGGCGCUGCCGCUGCACGGGAAGUCAGUGAGCUUAGGGCACAACUGGGAGUGCCCCAGUCACAAUUGGAGCUACAAACUCGAUGUGUGGCCGCGGGAGACUGGGUGACGCGCGAGCAGUUCGUUCAACGGCUUGGCGUUCCCAUUAUGACCACAGCUUCCAUACAAGCCGAACGACUCUUCCAAAUAUUUGAACAGCGAGGUACUGGUAUGGCUCGCUGGUCGGACUACAUGCUGUGCGCGGCGUUCCUCUCACUGCAGCAUGCGCCGCUGCAUCACCUCAUCUGCAUUGCAUUCAAGCUGUACGACAGUGGCUUCAGCCGACUGAACCAGGCCAGUUUUGAGGAGUUGGCCACCAAGUGUCUGGGCAUGUGCCAGGAGGACGCCCAUCAUCUGUUCCGACAGAUCGACAGUGAUGAGAAGGGCUGUAUCACUUACGAUGAAUUCAUGUCCUACGCACAGAAGCGACCGGAGCUAUCAUUCAUAUUCGCCAGCGACGCGACACAGCAAAAGUCCAAAAGUCAGUGAGGGAAGGUUACCACGUGUAGCCCACGUGCCUCCCACGUGCACCCAGCUGGUGGCACACGUGCCCACCACGUGUUGGAAAUUCCGCGUUAGUAUUACAGAUCAGUAUUCCAUGAACAGUGCUGUGUUUGGAAUUGUGGAUGACAUUUUGAGAUUCUAUGUAAGUUGAUUACAUGUUAAGCAUUCAGAUGGUGGAAACAAACUUGGUUGUCUCUUGUAACUACGAUUGAUUACGUUACUUAGGACCCAAAUGUAACUUUAAGUUUGUGGAUAGUACUCUCUGGACUCGGGCCGCUAAAUUCUUACACUUUACAAAGGAGGUCAAAAACCUCGUAUGUUGGUUCAAUGGAAAUUAUAUAGAGUGGAAUAGAAAUAACCUUUAUUCAAAUAAACUUAAUACAAGCAUUUUUGAAUGGUCACUUUAUUUUAUUCUUCUCAUUCGGAACGCAGAUUUAUCACAAGAAGGACGAAUAAGACACUUGCGUGUAGCUCUUUUAAAUAAAUAUUGUUCACGAUCACAUUUUUAGGUUUUUUUUAAAUAAAACUGCCACAUACGUUGACAUAUAUAAAUGAAUAAUUACUUAAGUAACAAAGUAGAUCAGUCAUAGAUAUAUUAUAUAAUAAUUUGUACUAUUAGGUUUGUUACUACGCAGUAUAAAUUAACUAGAUUAAGUGUAGGUACAGUUGAUAUAUCUGCU
This is a messenger RNA of Achroia grisella, 2359 nucleotides long. It is a transcript of the gene LPCAT, whose product is annotated as lysophosphatidylcholine acyltransferase. The record is from RefSeq and is a predicted model, not a curated record. Gene Ontology annotation, molecular function: calcium ion binding. The transcript is spliced from 11 exons. Bases 165 to 1664 code for a protein of 499 amino acids. Lineage: Eukaryota; Metazoa; Arthropoda; Insecta; Lepidoptera; Pyralidae.